Xenopus tropicalis (tropical clawed frog) is the source of this 4023-nucleotide messenger RNA. RefSeq names its product ATPase, H+ transporting, lysosomal 38kDa, V0 subunit d1 (gene atp6v0d1). Lineage: Eukaryota; Metazoa; Chordata; Amphibia; Anura; Pipidae. The record is from RefSeq and is marked provisional. Gene Ontology annotation, molecular function: proton-transporting ATPase activity, rotational mechanism. Gene Ontology annotation, cellular component: proton-transporting V-type ATPase, V0 domain. Gene Ontology annotation, biological process: proton transmembrane transport.
AACGCUACCAUCAUGACAUCCUUUUCAGAGCUGUACUUCAACGUAGACAGCGGUUAUCUGGAGGGACUUGUCCGGGGAUUCAAGGCCGGCAUAUUAUCUCAGGGAGAUUACCUUAACCUGGUGCAGUGCGAAACCCUUGAGGAUUUAAAGUUGCAUUUGCAGAGCACAGAUUAUGGUACCUUCCUGGCCAAUGAAGCGUCACCCCUUGCUGUCUCUGUUAUUGAUGAUAAGCUAAAGGAGAAGAUGGUGGUAGAAUUCAGGCAUAUGAGAAACCAGUCAUACGAACCACUGGCAAGUUUCAUGGACUUUAUCACGUACAGUUAUAUGAUUGACAAUGUGAUCUUACUUAUAACUGGAACACUGCACCAGCGAUCCAUCUCUGAAUUAGUGCCCAAAUGCCAUCCUUUGGGGAGUUUUGAACAAAUGGAAGCAGUCAACAUCGCUCAGACACCAGCAGAACUCUACAAUGCUAUCCUCGUCGAUACACCACUAGCUGCAUUUUUCCAGGACUGUAUUUCUGAACAGGAUCUUGAUGAAAUGAAUAUUGAAAUCAUAAGAAAUACUCUUUACAAGGCCUACCUGGAAUCCUUUUACAAGUUUUGUGAUUCACUAGGUGGCACAACUGCAGAUGCAAUGUGUCCAAUUUUAGAGUUUGAAGCUGACAGAAGAGCAUUUAUAAUCACAAUAAAUUCAUUUGGCACUGAGCUUUCAAAAGAAGACCGCGCCAAAUUGUUUCCGCACUGUGGAAAACUUUAUCCAGAGGGAUUGGCCCAGCUAGCACGUGCUGAUGACUAUGAACAGGUCAAAACAGUAGCUGACUAUUAUCCAGAAUACAAACUACUGUUUGAAGGUGCAGGUAAUAACCCUGGUGAUAAAACCCUAGAAGACAGGUUCUUUGAACAUGAGGUAAAGUUAAAUAAAUUAGCUUUCCUAAACCAGUUCCACUUUGGAGUUUUCUAUGCAUUUGUAAAGCUGAAGGAACAAGAAUGCAGGAACAUUGUGUGGAUUGCAGAAUGCAUCGCUCAGAGACAUCGGGCCAAGAUUGACAACUACAUCCCUAUCUUCUAAAGUCACAUUCCAACCUACUUUCCUGUAUAUUUUCCACAGGCACUGCAAUACCUCCUUCACUUUACUUUCCAUAUCAUAGGCAGGGGAGACAAACCAUUUUAAAUGUGCAGUGAAGUUUAAUUACCCUCUGCUUUUUUUUGUAGUUACCUCAAAGAACCACAGGAGAUUUUAUUUAAUAUGUGCAAUGCCAGUGGCCCUUUUUCCUUCUUCACAUGAGGUGUGAUGCAUGUUAUGCAUAUAUGACAAAUAUACUAUGGUUAGAUUCAAAUUCUUUAAUAUAAGGGGUAUACGUAAAUUGAGACUUAUCUGUUAAGGCUGAUGCACACAGACAAUUUUCUCUUUACCCUCUGUUUUUAGAUUAAGGUAGAGGCAGUAAGUACAAGCAGACUGCUAGUGCAAGCACAUACAGGUCAACAGACAUUGUCAUGUGUUUUUGCCAUGCCAGUGCUUUUGUCACAGGUCACAGGUCUUGCAUCUUGGCAGGAGAUAAUGUGCAAGCUGGCACUGAGAAAGCUUCUAUUUACUCAAGGUCUUACAAGGAAAUUAAUUUGUGGCCAACCCAUUAACUGAAUUUUACAACAGAAUGUAUAAUGAUUUUUAACUUAAAGGAACAGUAAGGGUGAAGACACAUGGAGCUACUUAGUAGCAGCUAACACCAGGAAAUAAAAAUGUUUUAAAGUAAAGUGCGCUGGUAAAAGUUGGGUGUUUUCUUCAGAAACAGUACUGUAGUUUACAUAAACAAAGUUUCUGGGUAGCCAUGGAGGCAGCCAUUCAAGCUUGAAAAAAAGGAGAAAAGGCACAGGCCACAUACAGAUAAGUUCUAUAUAACAUAAUUGGAGUCUACACAUAACAUAGUGUAACAUAGUUAUAUAUACAUCUGAUGUAUAACUUCAGCCUUUUUUCAAAUUGAAUGGCUGCCCCCAGGCUACACAGCAGCUUUGUUUAUAUAAACUAUAGUAUUGUUUCUGAAGCAAACACACAACUUUUACCAGUGCAGGGCAAUAGUGCAUAAUAUAGUAAUUAUUUUGAUAAACUUAAAUUUUUUGGUUUUACUGUUCCUUUAAGCUUGUGACCUAUGCCGUAAAUAUAUUAUUCCCAUGAAAGGUAUAGAUUGCCACCAGUAUGAUAGACUUUCUAAGGCAUCUUUGUGAACCGCCUAGAAAUAGGUGUAAUGUAUUUGUUUUAUGUGGUAACUUUGUCACUGUAUGAAUUGAAUUGUUUACAUGAAUAACUCCCCCCCCCCCCCCCCCCCCCCCCCAAUAUCUUCAGAUGGCUAGCUAUUCAGUAGUUGGAGGAAGGUUCAACCUUAUCCAGUUGGAGGGUGAAAUGGUCAUUUCCAAGCAUCAGAAACUUCACAAACUUCAUGAUCUGAUAAUCCAGACAAGUAGCCAAGCUUUCACCUUCAUGUCUGCCCUGUAAUUCUGAUGUGAUGAAACAUAAUAUAUUAUUUUAUUCAGGUGAACUCAUGACUUUAUGUGAUUUCGCCUCAAAUUUAAAUAUCCAAAUUUGCUCUCAGGUUCAGUAUUUAGGCUGAUGGCAGACGAGGAGUAGGGCGGAUAUUUUUGGCAAGCGGAAAAGCGCUUGCGGUUUUAUGCGUAUUUUGGCUACAUGUGCCUGAACCCGAGCGCAUUCCAUUCAUUUGGGUGCAGGCACAUGUAGGAGGUGUAGGGCGGUAUUUUCAGCAAGCGCUUUUCCGCUUGCCGAAAAUAUCCACCCUAUGCCUCGUCUGCCAUCAGCCUUAGACAAAUCCAUAGAUUGUGAAUACAGGGCAUUCCCUAGUUACUAAUACUUUCCUAACUGUCAUGAAUAUGUAUCACACAGUGAAGACAAAUCUGAACAGUUUGCCACUUACUGGAGUUUUUGUCUGGGUGUAGGAAUUAUUGUUCUUACAAGGGCUACUUUAGUUAUCCUGUCCAUCAGUGCUCCUUAGUACUACUAUGUAUAUAUAUAUAUAUAUAUAUAUAUAUAUAUUAUUGAGCUAGCCUUUAGGCGGAGCACAUGGCUUUCCAGACACACAGGCUCCCUUCCAGUUCUCUGGCAAUUUCAUGAAAUGCACCAUAAAAACCUACUGUUUUUUUUUUAUUUAUGGUGCAACAGCUCACUUAGAGAUGUUACAUCGUAGAAGUUGCAUCAUUAAUCUUUACCAUAUGACAGUAUGGUGUAUAAACCUUUAAUCACUAUGCCUAAAUGUAACAUCUAUGCGAUCUGAUCACAAACUUUAUCUCUGCGCUGGUGCUCCUGUUAGGGAAAAAACAUGCAAAACCAGGGAAAGAUGUAAUACAGCUUGUGCCCCAUCUUGCUUUUCAGACAUGAGCGUUUGUGCAGUAGAGUAAAAAACUGCAUUUUACUGCACAUAUCUGAAUUUGAGUCUGCCAGCGAAUGACUGGGACAGGUAAAAUGGCACUACAGCACUGCUUUACUUUUUUGGUACCCUUUUGGGUCAUUAUAGGGACAGCAGGUUUUACAUAAUUCUAAGGUUUAAGAAAAAAAAAGCGCAUUUUAAGGGAAUGAUUCGCUUAUCAGCACCCAUUAAAAGAAACCUAAAUCGUAUGUUUUAAUUUUAUUUUGCGCAUUAUAACUGUCAUUAAGCAAUGAUGUAAUGCUUCAUGCAUACAGUAUACAGUAGAUUCCAGCAUAGUCCCAAUUAAUCACAUGAGAGUGUUUCCCCUGUAUGAUGUGAAGACAAGAACAUUUCGUUUGAUGUGGAAAUCCAUUGCCCUUCUUGUCAUUUUGGUUAAUUUUCAGAAUUGUGGCAUUGAGUGGUAUUUUUAUAUUUUCUGAUUUUCAGUGUUAAAGAAUAUAACUGUUAUUCUGGAAAAGAAGAUCACCAUAUUAUCCUUAUAUGUGCAAUGUUAAAAACGAUAUUUAAAGAUAAAUCCUAUUUCACUGAAUGCAUUCUCUUAAAAUCUUAUAUAUGUAAAAAUGUGGUAAUAUAAUAAAAUGUUUUACAGCGUU